Messenger RNA from Stylophora pistillata, 1107 nucleotides. Its product is annotated as multidrug resistance-associated protein 4-like. The record is from RefSeq and is a predicted model, not a curated record. NCBI's taxonomy places the organism in Eukaryota, Metazoa, Cnidaria, Anthozoa, Scleractinia, Pocilloporidae.
AUGAUCCGAAAGAAAAGUGCUAUUCUCUCAGGUUUGGCUGCCUUGGAGUACACUUCAAUUCCAACCCUGCUGUCCAUUAUUACGCUGCUACUUACUGGUCAACCCCUAACACCAAUCAAUGUCUUUAUGCUUUUAAUAUUUAUCAACUUACUAAGACUCAACAUUUGCUUCAAUUUUGCGUAUGGUGUGGUGGAGACACGUGAAGCACUUGUAUCACUCGGGAGAAUAGAAGAUUUUCUUAUUCUAGAAAAUUUGUUUGCCAUUUCUGACGAUCGGGGUGUAAAAGACAAAGAAAUAGCACGAAAGAAAAAUUCCGUUAAGUUAUCGAGCGAUUUUAAAAUGACAAGCCAGCCACAAGAAUGGGAAGAAAAACCCAGGACUGCUCAGUGGAUAAAGCCUGAUAUAUCAGGAACUUUGUUUGUGUCGAAUUUAAACUUCAAGGAAAUUGGGAGAAAAGAUGAAUUUAUCAUUCAAAACGUUCAAUUCAAUGCUCCAUCAAGAAGCUUGACGGUCGUCACCGGACCAGUGGGCAGCGGUAAAUCAACUCUCCUCUCAGCGAUUGCUGGCGAGAUGUCAGAUAUAAGCGGAACAAUAAGCCGCCAAGGAACCUUUGUGUAUGCGACGCAAAUAGCUUGGGUGUUUUCUGGAACCUUACAAGAAAAUAUUUUGUUUGGAGAGUCGUACGAUGAACCAAGAUACACCAGAAUAAUCGAGGCAUGCGCACUCGCAGAAGACUUUCAGCAGUUUCCGAAGGGUGACCAAACAGUUGUUGGCGAGCGCGGUACCGUUCUGAGCGGUGGUCAGCGUGCAAGAGUAAGCUUAGCACGUGCAGUGUACGUGGAUGCAGACCUUUAUUUGUUGGACGACCCUCUGAGUUCGGUGGACUACAAAGUUGGUCGGCAUAUUUUCGAAAAGUGUAUUAAGUCUUUGCUUGGUGAGAAGACGCGACUGUUAACUUCUCAUCAAGAACAUCACAUGAAAGAUGCCGACCAAGUGAUUAUGCUGCACAAAGGACGCGUUCUGGGGAGAGGAACUUACGCGGAACUUCAAGAGAAAGGAGAACGAAGAGAAACGCAGCGGUAUGGUCACAAUGCCGCUGACCUCUGA